AUGGCUGAAAAGAGUACAAACAACAAUAAUGGUCUUCCAAAGAAAAAAAGAAGUAAGACAGCAUCCAUUGCUAAAGCUGAAGACAGAUUAUCUAAGCUACCUGAUAUAACUCUUGGACAUAUUCUGUCAUUUCUCCCAACUACAAACGAUGUGGUUCGGACUUGCAUCCUUUCUAAGCGUUGGAAAUUGAUAUGGUAUUCUGUUCCUAAACUCUGUUUCUGUGAUACUAGUACUACUGUUCCCGAAUUUCAAAAGUUGGAAAAUUAUGUUGACAAUUGUUUGGAACACCGCAAGAAAGUUGACAAUAAAGUCAAGGAAUAUUUGAGUGUUGACUUAGAACCAGGAAAAUGUGAGAAUGAUGGUUAUUACUACUACUACUGCUUACCUAAAACAGUGUUGAACUUAAGAGCUUUGACCAUUUUGGAGUUGAGGGGAAUUGAGUUGGGUUACUCAUUUGGUUUUCCAUCCUUGAAUUCAUUAUCAUUGGAAAAUGUUCGGCUUUCAAAUAAUGUAACUACUGAUGUGCUAACCAAGUCUUUCACGGAUUGCCCUUCCCUUGAGAAACUGUCAUUAAGGCUUUCUUCGGGAAAAUAA
Messenger RNA from Cannabis sativa, 594 nucleotides. RefSeq names its product F-box/LRR-repeat protein 25-like. The coding region runs from base 1 to 594 and encodes 197 amino acids. The record is from RefSeq and is a predicted model, not a curated record. NCBI's taxonomy places the organism in Eukaryota, Viridiplantae, Streptophyta, Magnoliopsida, Rosales, Cannabaceae. Gene Ontology annotation, molecular function: protein binding. The transcript is spliced from 3 exons.